Molecule: messenger RNA, 2258 nt
Organism: Linum tenue
Lineage: Eukaryota; Viridiplantae; Streptophyta; Magnoliopsida; Malpighiales; Linaceae
Source: the annotation of a GenBank genome assembly
GGCCCAGAACCAGAAUCAGGUCAGCAGCCCCAUUCAUUUCAUUUGUCCCAAACCUCGAACCCGCUCUGCCUCCUUUCUCUCCACUUUUCCAUCAAUAUGAACCAGCAGCAGCCCAGCGACACCCUCCCAGAUGCCUGGGACUACAAGGGCCGCUCCGCCGCCCGCUCCAAAACCGGCGGCUGGACCAGCGCCGCCAUGAUUCUCGGCGGGGAGGCGUGCGAGAGGCUGACGACGCUGGGGAUCGCCGUGAACCUGGUGACUUACCUCACCGGAACUAUGCAUUUGGGCAAUGCCACCUCCGCCAACACCGUCACCAACUUCCUCGGAACCUCCUUCAUGCUCUGCCUCCUCGGCGGCUUCAUCGCCGACACUUUCCUCGGCAGGUACCUGACCAUUGCCAUCUUUGCAACCGUUCAAGCCACGGGCAUAACAGUUCUGACGAUCUCAACAAUAGUCCCAUCCCUCCGCCCGCCGAAAUGCGAGAAAAACGACACCGUCUGCGUCCCGGCGGACAACACACAGCUCCUUGUCCUCUACCUAGCAUUGUACAUGACAGCUCUGGGUACGGGCGGGCUGAAAUCCAGCGUGUCCGGUUUCGGGUCGGACCAGUUCGACGACUCGGACCCCAAGGAGAAAAAACAGAUGACCAAAUUCUUCAACUGGUUCUUCUUCCUCAUCAACCUCGGCUCGCUGCUGGCGGUGACGGUGCUCGUCUACAUCCAGGACCACGUGGGCCGGCGCUACGGCUACGGGAUCUGCGCCUGCGCCAUCUUGACGGCCCUGUUCGUGUUCCUCUCCGGGACCAGGCGGUACCGUUUCAAGCGGCUGGCGGGGAGCCCGCUGACGCAGAUCGCGGCGGUGUACGUCGGCGCGUGGAGGAAGAGAGGCCUCGAGCUGCCGUCGGAUCCGGCGGCGCUGUAUAACGGGGAGGAUAUUGAGGAAGGGAGCAAGAAGAAGAAGGCUAAGCUCCCCCACAGCAAGCAGUUCAGGUUUCUGGACAGGGCAGCAAUCAAGGACACGGACUCCACCGCCACGUCAGCAAACAAGUGGAAUCUCUCAACCCUAACCGACGUGGAGGAGGUGAAAAUGGUGAUCCGAAUGCUCCCAAUCUGGGCCACCACCAUCAUCUUCUGGACCGUGUACGCCCAGAUGACCACCUUCUCCGUCUCCCAGGCCACCACCAUGGACCGCCGCAUCGGCUCCUUCGAGAUCCCCGCCGCCUCCCUCACCGUCUUCUUCGUCGGCAGCAUCCUCCUCACCGUCCCCGUCUACGACCGCGCCAUCGUGCCCCUCGCCCGCCGCCUCCUCCGCAACCCGCAGGGGCUCACCCCGCUCCAGCGCAUCGGUGUGGGCCUGGUCUUCUCCAUCGUCGCCAUGGUCCUCGCGGCCCUGACCGAGCUCAAGCGGAUCCGGACGGCCCAGGCCCACGGCCUGCUCGACCAGCCCAACGCCACGGUCCCGCUCAGCGUCUUCUGGCUGGUCCCGCAGUUUUUCUUCGUGGGGUCGGGGGAGGCGUUUACGUACAUCGGCCAGCUGGAUUUUUUCCUGAGGGAGUGUCCCAAAGGGAUGAAGACCAUGAGCACCGGUUUGUUUUUGAGCACGCUGUCGCUGGGCUUCUUCAUGAGCUCGUCGUUGGUGUCGAUUGUGCACAAGGUGACGAUCAAGAGCCCGUGGCUGGCGGAUAAUAUGAACCGAGGGAGGCUGUUCGAUUUCUACUGGCUGCUGGCGAUAUUGAGCGGGUUGAAUCUGUUGAUGUAUUUGGUUUGCGCGAGGUGGUAUGUGUACAAGGAGAAGAGGAUGGCGGAGGAAGGGUUCGAGAUGGAGGAUAUGGACGAUGAGCCCGUUAUGCAUUGACGUGGCCCGUGGGGGAAAAAAAAUGAAGUAUACUUGGUUUUGGGCUCGAUCAAUUUGGGCCGUAACUUUUCGGGGGGGUUUUUUUUUUGGGUUUUGGGUUUGGGGGCGGAGGGUGUGGGCCGUGGGGUUUCUGUAUGUAGAUUAUAUAGCUUUGUAGGGCCUUUUACUUUGGCCUCUCUCUCUCUUCCCUUUAUUUUGACCUCCUAAAUAAGGUUUGGAAGAUUUCGAUGUUGUACAGAAAAAGGAAAAUGAUCAUGUUCCUUGAAUGAUCAUGACAAUGUUAGUGCGUGUUGGUCAGUCACUACUUGUAUAAGUUGCGAAAGUUUCACGGUUAAAUGUUUGUGUCUCCAUUAUGGUACCCUAUCCUCCAAUUAUGUCUAUACAAAUUUUUAUCAAAUUCAAAA